AUGUUCAACCAAGCCUGUAAGCUUUUUGUGGGAGGACUCAAGGUAGACACCAAUGAUGACGGGCUGCGCAAGCAUUUCGAGCAGUUUGGCACCCUCAUCGACUGUGCCGUCAGAAAGAUCGACUGUGCCGUCGUCCCACACAAGACGGCGCAACGCUCUCGCUGUUUUGGCUUUGUGACCUACUUAACACCAGAGGAGGCCAACGCAGCCAUGGCGGCAAGUCCACACACAGUGGAAGGGAACUGGGUUGAGGUCAAACGAGCUGUUCCAAAGAAACAGGCCGAUGAGUCUGAAGCUCGUGCCAAGGUGAAGAAAAUCUUUGUUGGUGGCUUGAAAAACGACAUCCAAGAGGACGACCUCACCGACUACUUCUCUCAGUAUGGUGAAGUGGAAAACUCUGAAAUCAUCUCAGAGAAGACGACCGGAAAGAAACGGGGUUUCGGCUUUGUGCACUUCACGGAUGACUAUGCGGCAGACAUGGCCGUGGCUGUGCCUUUCCACACAGUGAACGGACACAGGGUUGAGGUAAAGAAAGCUGUUCCCAAGCAGGAGAUGCAGGCACCCAGCAGAAUCAGAAUGACGCCAAGAGACAAUUCACGCCGCACCAUGAUGGAAAACCAAAACGACGCCAUGGAUUAUGGCCAAAAUUACGGCUAUGGAAAUGGCGGAGGAUAUGGCGUUUAUGGGGGGUGCUGCUGCCCAUGCAGAGGCGGCUGUUCCGACCAACAAAAUGGUUACGGAGGCGGCAAUUCCUACCAGCAAAAUGGUUACAGGGGCAGGAAUGGCUACAAAGGUCGUGGCCAUGGCCAGCAGUCUUCUGGCUCCGGUCCAAUGAAAAAGUCUUUUGGUGGUCAGAGAAGCUCUGCUCCUUACACAAGAGGCAAACAGUAAAGACUUAGAGGAAACGUGAAAUAAUUGUAGGAAAUUCACGUUUCAGAACACCUAAAUUAAUAAACAAACUUUUUAUGAUAAUAGGAAAUACAAAAAUGAGGAUU
Messenger RNA from Oryzias latipes (Japanese medaka), 995 nucleotides. The record is from RefSeq and is a predicted model, not a curated record. Lineage: Eukaryota; Metazoa; Chordata; Actinopteri; Beloniformes; Adrianichthyidae.